CGCCAUUUUGCCGGGCAAAGUGAGUGCUCGAGUUGGCACUCUAGGAAAACGUUUUCUGCGACGGUGCAUACAGAUAAAUGGAACACGUGUCUAGGCGUACGUAUAUAAACCACAUGACCGCGGGGACGUUAGUCAGGUUAGCUGAUCCAAACUGUUUGCAGUAGUCAUUUUUAAGGUCGCAAUAUAUAUAUAACCUGUCGAUUAAAGAAAAGCAUGAGAUCAUUCUUCGAACAUUCCGUCUUUUAAUACCAUUAGUACCGGUUAUAUCGUGGAAAGCUUUAAAAGUGUCGAGGGAGAAAUGGGACGAGCAGUCGUAAAAUGGAUGAGGAAAGCUUAGGACGUUGUAAGAUUGCAAGAAACGCCGCAGGGAAAAAUGAGUGAAAAACAAAAUUUCAUUGGUUAUUGGUUACCCGAGAGAAAGCGGCAAAAAUACAAUUGGGCGGAUUUUGAGAAUGCCUGUGCCGAACGUGGAUUUAUACUUAAAAUGAUCGACGUUAACUCUAAUUUAGAGUCUCAGGGACCAAUUCAUGUUUUUCUACAUAAGCUUACCGAUACCCUUGCACUAGCUGAAAGUGGUGAUCAAAAUGCAGGAGUCAUCGUUACGAGAAUACAGGGAUACAUUCGCAAGCAUCCUGAACUGAUAGUGAUAGAUCCUUUGGAGAACGUUAAAAAUUUACGCAACCGACACAAGUCCUAUGAAAUAAUACAAGAUGGAUUCCAGUUCAAUGAUGUGUUCACUCCAAACUUCAUAGAAAUAAAGUCCAAGAGUAUUCCUGAAAAUGUAUCCCUUUUGAAGCAGAACAACAUCAAAUUUCCAUUUAUUUGCAAACCUCUCGUUGCUCACGGAUCUAAGGAUGCACAUAAGUUGGACUCUGGAACAUCUAAUAGCUUAUUAGCUGCUGCGAAGCACUUGGCUGACAGUGAAAUAGAAUUAAUAAAGACCAUAGAAAGUGCCACAACAAAUCCUCAAGAAGUCAUAAAGGAAAACAUGUCCGCGACAUCCAAAAAAUCUCAUGGACAAAAAAGGCAUCCACCAAUCAAACCAUCAGCUGCUCUGGUAGCAGCAAAACGUGACGCUGCACAACGAAAACGAUUGCAAGGCAAGAAAUCUGACAAUACCUUUGUUCGUGAUAUUUAUCACAGAGCAAUAGAAGCAUUAAACAUGACACGAAAAGCAACUGGACUUGUUUUUGACCUUUCGAUGGACGAACAUCGAUGUCUUUGGGAUGAAGGAUAUCCAGAAUGUCCGGAGAGAUUCACUAGAGUGUUAGAAAGGUGUAAGGAACUAGGCCUUGUAGAAAGGUGUAAGCGUAUUGAAUCGAGGCAUGCCACAGACGAUGAAUUACUGUUGAAGCAUACACGAACACAAAUUGAUUUUUUAAAAGCUACAGAAAAAUGUAAUGAUGUAGAGAAAUUAGAAAAAUUGUCAUCGAAGUAUGAUGCAAUUUAUAUUCAUCCAUCUACGUAUGCGACGGCUUUGUUGGCUACUGGAUCAACAAUAAACUUGUUGGAAAAUAUUUGUAAAGGAGAGGUGCAAAAUGGAAUGGCUAUUAUUAGACCACCUGGUCAUCAUGCAAUGAAGGCAGAAUAUUGUGGCUACUGUUUUUUUAAUAACGUCGCAGUCGGUACUCAGAAAAUAUUAAAUAGUAAUUUAGCUAAGAAAAUUUUAAUUGUCGAUUGGGACGUACAUCAUGGCCAAGCAACUCAACAAAUGUUUUAUGAUGAUCCUCGUGUUGUCUAUUUUUCAAUUCAUCGUUAUGAAUAUGGAAAAUUCUGGCCAAAUUUAAGAGAAUCUGAUUUUCAUUAUGUUGGAGAAGAAAUGGGCAAAGGUUAUAACUUUAAUGUACCUCUUAACAAAACUGGAAUGACGAAUGGGGAUUAUUUUGCAAUAUUUCAUCAGGUUCUAUUACCGAUGGCAUACCAGUUUCAACCAGAUCUUAUAAUAAUCUCAGCAGGUUAUGAUGCAGCACUCGGCUGUCCCGAGGGUGAGAUGGAAGUGACCCCAGCAUGUUAUGCACAUUUAUUGACGUCUCUUUUAAGUUUAGCUAGUGGAAGAGUGGCAGUGAUAUUGGAGGGUGGAUAUUGUCUGAAAUCCUUGGCAGAAGGUGCAGCUCUGACAUUACGUGCUUUAUUGGGUGAUCCAUGUCCAAUGUUGCAUACAUUCGAACCUCCAUCAAAAAGCAUACGAGAAACGAUUUUAAAUGUCAUUUACGCACAUAAACCUUAUUGGACUUGCUAUCAAUAUCAAGACACAUACAAUAUUGAUAGCGUGACGAGUAAUGCUGAGGAAAAUAAUAACAGGCACUUGCCAGCUGUCAUCUACCGAGGGGACGAAACUAAGCCAGAUUUUUAUGAAACUAGAUCAUGUUACCCGAUACAAAGUAAGGAGACUGUACAACAAAUUGAGAAAAAAUUGAAUGCUUUGAUCCAGUUUUCGAAUUUGAAGAAAUCGCCAAAUCGAGUGUGCAUUGUAUAUGAUGAGAGAAUGUUGGGGCACAUAAAUAUUUCGGACGAUACUCAUCCAGAGAAACCUGACAGAAUUUCUGCCAUUUACUCGAAGCACGAGGAGAAUGGAUUACUUAAACGAUGCCAAAUAUUACAAGGAAGAAUGGCAACCGAGGAAGAACUUUUACUUGUGCAUUCGAAAGAAUACAUAGAGACAAUAAAAAAGACAGUUGACUCGAAAUUGAAAGAUCUCGUAAAGCAAGCUUCGGAUUUAAAUUCUAUUUAUCUACACCCAGAAACCUGGACUAGUGCAUGUAUUGCUGCGGGUUCUGUACUACAAGUUGUUGAUAACGUAUUGAAUGGAGAAAGCCAAUCUGGCGUAGCAAUUGUCAGACCCCCGGGUCAUCAUGCGGAGGAGGAUCAUCCAUGUGGAUUUUGUAUUUUCAACAAUGUCGCCCUGGCUGCAAAAUACGCUGUAAAGUGUCACGAUUUAAAGAGAGUGCUCAUAGUGGAUUGGGACGUUCACCAUGGAAAUGGUACUCAGAAUAUUUUAGAGUAUGACUCGAACGUUCUAUACGUAUCGGUCCAUCGAUAUGAUAAUGGCAGUUUCUUUCCGAACUCCAAGAAAGCAAAUUACACAGUGGUCGGUUCUGGUCCUGGGGAAGGGUUCACGGUCAAUAUUCCAUGGAAUAAGAAAGGAAUGGGCGACGCCGAAUACAUAGCAGCAUUUCAGCAGAUUGUGAUGCCCAUAGCAUACCAAUUUAAUCCACAAUUAGUAUUAAUAUCAGCAGGCUUUGAUGCUUGCAUCGGUGACCCUCUUGGAGGUUGUAAAGUAUCACCAGAAACGUAUGGACACUUAACCCAUUGGUUAUCGUCGUUAGCCAAUGGUCGCGUCAUAAUUACUUUAGAAGGUGGAUAUAAUGUAAAUUCUAUCGCAUACGCGAUGACUAUGUGCACUAAAGCACUUCUAGGUGAUCCUCCAAUUAUGUUGGAUACUUGCCAAGCACCUUGUGCAAGCGCUAUUAAUACCAUAAAUAAUGUUCGAAAAACCCACAAGCAAUAUUGGCUUAAUUUAGGGUUCCAAAUGUCGCUACCGAAAGAAAAUGUGCUCGCCAAAACGAAAGUCUCUCAUGCAAAGUCUAACGAUCGCCAUAAGAUUCACGGGGACUCGAGCAAUAAGUCAGAAUCUAAAAUAGCUUUUGAAAAGAUAGAAAAUGAAAAGCUGGACUUGAAGUUACGCUUCGAUAAAAGCAGCUUGAACAUGGUAACGGACGAAGAGAUUUUGAAGCUUCAGAAUGAGGUUGAGAACAUGAAAAUUAAAAAUCUAGCACAUACCAAAGGUGCCGAAGAGAUCGUAGGUGAUCAAGCAAAAUCAGCUGCGAAUGCUCCUAGCCUUCUGGCCAAAAGUUUUUCUUUAGGUAGGGGAUGUCCUAAAGAAGUUGUAAAUAAGAAUGAAAGAGAUAUAAAUCGUCAAGGAGGCUCAAGGGCUGGCAGUGAAAAUAUUGAUGACGAACCUGCCAGCAGUAGCAGUCAGAAUAAUUCACGACAAUCGGUUUCUACUGGAAACUUAACGGAUUAUUUAUCUGAGAAUUUGCAGGCUUUGGUGGACGGAGAAAUGUUCGCAAUUGUGCCACGAAGACAAUGUCCGCAUUUGGCAGAUGGUGUCAGAGAUGUGCCGUCUACUGGCAUUGAUGUACAUUUGCCAUGUCAAGAGUGCAGCAGUACCGCUGAAAAUUGGAUUUGUCUACGGUGCUACACGGUGCAUUGCGCACGCAAUAUUAAUGAACAUGCGAUACAACAUGAUCGCCAGUUGGAUCAUCCUCUAACGCUCAGUUUCUCCGAUUUGUCCGUUUGGUGUUACAGAUGCGAAGACUACAUCGACAACCCGCGAUUGUAUCAUGCAAGAAACGCAGCUUAUCGAAGUAAAUUCAAUCAAGACCUUCCAUGGACUUACGAUGAAUUAACAGAUCAAAGAACUGCUUAAGAGCAACACUGUCUCAAUCCAUUAUAUUUUUCUCCGCUGUGUAUAGAGAGAAAAUUGUGGCAUUUUUGCAAGAAUAUUUGCUACGAAUCUAUUACCGAAUUAGUCCACCUCCAGAAUAAGACAGACACUAUUUAUUUAUUUUUUAGAUGAGAAAUGAUAAAACUCUAUAAUUAUUUUUCUACUACUUCAACAUUUUGCACCAUUUGAAUAGUUCUUGUAAUGAGACCUAUGUCAUUCGAAAGUAUCGGUGGAAUACAUUAUUUUAAUUCAUGCAUUGCAAUAAUUAUCACUUGUUGCAUGAAUGUAAAAUCUCUAAAUAUUCGAAAACACUGAAAUCGAUAGGCACUAUCCCACAAAUACUUCUUUGUUGAUAGUAUGACAAUAAAAAAAGGUUCUAGUUGCUUUUAAAAAUCGUAAUGUUGCCAGUUUAGAUAAAAUGUGGCAAUAUGUGUCAACUUAAAGUAAUAUAGUAUACAUAAUAAUUCUCCAACAUGGCAAUAUAAUGUUAUAUAUAUUAAGAACUAUCACGAUACCUACACAAAAAAGGCAUAAUGUACAGAACUUUUCAGACAGGCUUAACCAAAUACUAAAGAUAAUUCGCGGUUUAAUAAUGUAAUAAAACAUACUAUUGUAUCAGUCUUCCUCAUAAACAUAUUGUUCUUAUUAUAUGAAUAAAUUAUCAGUAUUUCCGUA
Orussus abietinus is the source of this 5122-nucleotide messenger RNA. It is a transcript of the gene HDAC6, whose product is annotated as histone deacetylase 6. Lineage: Eukaryota; Metazoa; Arthropoda; Insecta; Hymenoptera; Orussidae. Gene Ontology annotation, biological process: chromatin organization. The transcript is spliced from 22 exons. Gene Ontology annotation, molecular function: zinc ion binding; histone deacetylase activity. Gene Ontology annotation, cellular component: histone deacetylase complex. The record is from RefSeq and is a predicted model, not a curated record. Bases 374 to 4429 code for a protein of 1351 amino acids.